Pseudophryne corroboree (corroboree frog) is the source of this 2431-nucleotide messenger RNA. RefSeq names its product coronin 1C (gene CORO1C). The transcript has 11 exons. The record is from RefSeq and is a predicted model, not a curated record. NCBI's taxonomy places the organism in Eukaryota, Metazoa, Chordata, Amphibia, Anura, Myobatrachidae. Gene Ontology annotation, molecular function: actin filament binding. Bases 298 to 1740 code for a protein of 480 amino acids. Gene Ontology annotation, biological process: neural crest cell migration; actin filament organization.
GCUUCUGUGUAUGUAGGUCCGGCCAGGGUAGAGCCCGCCCGACACUUCCCUGGCUGCGAUUGGCGGCCUGGGGUGUCUGUUAGGAGCGGCGGGAGGGGGUCAGUGUGUGAGCUGCGCUUCCGGUCGCGAGGAAAAGUCGGUGCGAUUGAGCAGUAGCAGCAGCACGGGGACAGAUCGCAGAGUGAGCCCCUGAGCCCGGACACACAGCGGCCACGCAGCCCCCUUCCCAGCCCAGCUCCAGGAUCCAGGCCGCGCCUCUCAGGAGGGCUCCAAGGAAGCAUCAUUGAUUCAGAAACCAUGAGGCGUGUGGUGCGACAAAGCAAGUUCCGGCAUGUCUUCGGACAAGCUGUGAAGAAUGAUCAGUGCUAUGAUGACAUCAGGGUUUCCCGUGUUACUUGGGACAGUUCGUUCUGCGCGGUUAACACCAACUUUGUUGCCAUAAUAAUUGAAGCCAGCGGCGGGGGAGCCUUCCUGGUGCUGCCAUUACAGAAGACUGGAAGGAUUGAUAAGUCCUACCCUACCGUGUGUGGUCACACAGGACCAGUGCUGGACAUUGACUGGUGUCCACAUAAUGACAAUGUUAUUGCCAGCGGCUCUGAGGACUGCACUGUCAUGGUAUGGCAGAUUCCUGAGAAUGGCCUAACCCUGCCACUCACAGAACCUGUGGUUGUGUUGGAGGGACAUUCAAAGAGGGUAGGCAUUGUGACAUGGCAUCCGACAGCCCGGAACGUUCUGCUCAGUGCAGGGUGUGAUAAUGUUGUCAUAAUCUGGAAUGUGGGCACAGGCGAGGCCCUUAUCAACCUAGAGGACAUGCACAAUGAUAUGGUAUACAGUGCCAGCUGGAAUCGUAAUGGCAGCCUUAUCUGUACUACCUCCAAAGACAAGAAGCUGCGUGUAAUUGACCCACGCAAGAUGGAAUUAGUAGCGGAGAAGGAUAAAGCUCAUGAAGGUGCCCGACCAAUGAGAGCAAUUUUUUUGUCUGAUGGCAGCAUCUUUACAACAGGGUUCAGUCGUAUGAGUGAGCGCCAGUUAGCUCUGUGGAACCCGAAAAGUAUGGAUGAGCCUAUAGCACUACAUGAAAUGGAUACUAGCAAUGGAGUAUUGCUACCUUUUUAUGACCCGGACACGAAUAUCAUUUACUUAUGUGGGAAGGGUGACAGCAGUAUUCGGUAUUUUGAGAUCACAGAAGAGUCCCCUUAUGUGCACUACCUCAGUACAUUCAGCAGCAAGGAACCACAGCGAGGGAUGGGUUACAUGCCAAAGCGAGGGCUGGAUGUCAACAAGUGUGAGAUUGCCAGGUUCUACAAACUGCACGAGAGGAAAUGUGAGCCAAUUAUCAUGACUGUGCCCAGAAAGUCUGAUCUCUUUCAAGAUGACCUGUAUCCAGAUACUGCUGGCCCAGAUGCUCCUAUUGAAGCUGAAGACUGGUUUGAUGGUAAAAAUGCAGACCCUAUUUUGAUAUCAUUGAAGCAUGGGUACAUGCCCAGUAAGAACCGUGACCUUAAUGUGGUGAAGAAGAAUAUUUUGGGAAGUAAACCAGCUGCACUAAAGAAGUCUGAUCAAGCCAGCACCCCCAAAAAGCCAUCCGAAGCUUCAAAUCCUGCCAGUGACUGCAAGCUGGACGAGGUGAUGAAGGAACUGCGUUCAAUGAAAGACCUCAUCCGAACCCAGGGUGACAGAAUCUCCAAACUAGAAGAACUACUCGCCAAUCUCACCAACAAUGAUGAGUCUGAAGACUGAGCAAAGCAAAUUCGUAUCCAAGCUGGAGGUGCCCACUGCCAGAUCACAUUCCACCCCUCACUAUCCUCCGGGCCCGAGCAUUGAUCAGCAUUCCAGCACAGACUGUAACCACCAUUCCCAAUUAAACACAGAGACAUUCCACCUACCCCUUCCACCUGGUGCCUCCAUUCAAGACCCUUUUGUAUCAUUUUGGGAGUUUAGUUAGCUGCCAGUAACUUUAACUUCUGAAGUGUGACAUGUUGAUACCUAACCCCUUCAUGUGGACCUCAAUCCAAAGGGAGACAGGAUUUAAAUGAAGCCUAUGGUUAAAAGACAGACUUCUUAAUUAAAAAGCCAAGAAUUUUACCCUCACCUUUCAAGUGUUACAUGACAAUAUUUUUCUGUUUCCAAGAUCAGUAUAACUUUUUAUUUUUUAUUUUAAAUUUCUGAUUCUGAUCUCAUUUCUCUGGGUGCAGAGGGAGGGGGAUAUAUGGAUGGACCAAUGCCACUCUUAUAUUUUUAUUUUUUAUUAUGUUUAAUUUUUUUCUAUUUUAUUUUUUGCCAAAAAGACCUUGUUAAAAUAUUGGGACCAUGCAUCGUAUAGUAUUUUUUAUUUUUAAUGUAACGGAGGAAGCACUGUGUUACUGUCUGGAAUCGCAAGAAAUUACCCAUAAAAGCUUCAUGAAUUUUAUAUAAAUCUUUUUUGCUAUUG